AUUAUAUAUUUCAUAAACGAUAAAUAAAUAACGAUAAAUAAUAAUAGUAAUUUUUUUUUUGUUUCGUGUUUGAAGUAUCUUUCGUAAGAACGGCAUUAGGAAGGUUGUGAAAGGAAGAACCUGUUAUAACACAUUGUAUGGAUGGAAGAGUGAGAGUGUAUGAAAAUAGGUAUAGUAUGCGAUUUCUUGUGAUCGUGGAGGAGAGACGGUUCUUAGUUUCAGACUAUACUAAAUUCUGCGUUCUUGAAGAAGGUAGACGUAACUGGAAAUAUAUUCAGUCAUUACACAAACCUAUGACUGAAAAUUGGAGAACAAUUUUUGUAACUGGAGGUGCUGGUUAUAUUGGUAGUCAUUGUAUUGUAGAACUUUUAGAAUGUGGAUAUGAUGUAGUAGCUAUAGACAAUUUUGCAAAUAGCGUUGUAGAAGGUAAAGGGGAAUCUGCAGCUCUUAAAAGAGUUGAAAAAAUAACUGGAAAGAAAGUUAUAUUUUAUAAUUGUGACCUAAUUAAUAAAAAUAAUCUUGAAGAAGUAUUUAAUAAGCAUAAAAUAGAUUGUGUCAUUCAUUUUGCGGCUAUAAAAGCAGUGGGAGAAUCUAUGCAAGUUCCACUUCAUUAUUAUAAGAAUAAUAUUAUUGGUGCCAUUAAUUUACUAGAAGUAAUGAAAGCUGCUGGUUGUUUUCAAUUAGUUUUUAGUAGUUCUUGUACAGUAUAUGGAGAACCAAAUGAAUUACCAAUAACUGAAGAACAUCCUACAGGAAAUAUAACUAAUGUAUAUGGUCGUACUAAGUAUUUUAUCGAAGAGAUGCUCAAAGAUAUAUCAAGAGCUGAAAAGAGUUGGAAUAUAAUCUCUUUAAGAUACUUCAACCCAGUAGGUGCUCAUCCUAGUGGAUUAAUAGGAGAAGAUCCAACAAAACCAUUUACAAAUUUAAUGCCAUAUAUCGCACAAGUUGCAUUAAGUCAUAAACCUGAACUCAUUAUCUUUGGUGGUGAUUAUCCUACAAAGGAUGGAACAGGAAUUCGAGAUUAUAUUCAUGUCAUGGAUUUGGCAUCUGGUCAUGUAGCUGCUUUAAAUGCUUUACAUAAACAGCAUGUCAAACUAAAAAUUUACAAUUUAGGUACUGGACAAGGAGUAUCUGUUCUUGAAUUAAUAAAAACAUUUGAAAAAGUGACAGGUGCAACUGUUCCAUAUGUUAUAAAAGAUAGGAGAGAAGGCGAUAUCGUCUCGAUGUUUGCUAAUACAGAUUUAGCAGAGAAGGAACUUGGAUGGAAAACUAAAUAUAAUGUUGAACGAAUGUGUAAGUUUUAUAUAUAUAUAUGUGUGUGUGUGUAUAUAUGUAUAUGUAUAUCAAUUACAUUGUGUAUAAUGAAAAACAUAUAUUUAAUAAUAUAUUUUAAUAAAGGUGAAGAUUUUUGGAGGUGGCAAACAAUGAAUCCGUAUGGAUAUCGUGCGCCAAUAAAAAAUGGCAUUCAUAAUCAUGUAAAUAAUACUACAUAAACAUAUGAUUUAUAUGCGGCUGUUCUUCACCUUACGCCGUAGGAUAUGUGACUUCAAUGACAGGUAUAGAUAAGAAAUUAACUAAAAGAGCAAUAGGGAAAUACUGUCCUCCACUAUUUCACUAUUGUAUUGUGUAUAAGCUUGUUAGGUUAUACCUCUCUUAUGAGUAACCUAACAAUCGAAUUAGUGUAUAACAAAAAUUUUUGUAUGUAUUAAAAAUAGUAAUACAUCUGACAAAAGCAAGAAAAACCAUAUGCCAGAUUAUACUUCUCUGAAGAUAAAAUAAUUGAAAAGUGUUAAUUGUACAAACUUUAUAUUGUUUGUUUCUUAUUAAACUUAUAUAAAUAAUUAAUAACUUAUAUAAGUAGUCAUUAGUUCUAUAUAAGUAUCAUUAUCUCCGUUGAAAUAUAUAACAAAUAAAAUAUAACAUAUGUAUAAAAGAUAAUAGCAACAAUAGUAGAAAGAGAAUUACUCAUGUAUAUUUGGAAUUCUAAAAUGUGUAAAAAUAAUAACAGAUAUAACUAAGAAUAGAAAAUAUGAUAUUUAAUCUGAAUGACGUGAAUAAAAAUAUA
This is a messenger RNA of Vespa crabro (European hornet), 2065 nucleotides long. RefSeq names its product UDP-glucose 4-epimerase-like. Gene Ontology annotation, molecular function: UDP-glucose 4-epimerase activity. Gene Ontology annotation, cellular component: cytosol. The transcript is spliced from 6 exons. The coding region runs from base 138 to 1493 and encodes 451 amino acids. NCBI's taxonomy places the organism in Eukaryota, Metazoa, Arthropoda, Insecta, Hymenoptera, Vespidae. The record is from RefSeq and is a predicted model, not a curated record. Gene Ontology annotation, biological process: beta-D-galactose catabolic process via UDP-galactose, Leloir pathway.